AUGUCACAGACAGUGUUUAAGGGAGUUCCUGCGACAGACCCAGCGGCAACCGCAGCUUUGUGGGCAAGAGUUCGAAGCGCCAUGUCUCCCAUAACGAGGGUGAUGGUGAACAGCGAGGACAAUAACAGAGGAGCAGGUGGCCGUGGGGGUCGUAGGGGUCGUAGGGGUCGUGGUGGUGAUCACAGUCGCAGAAAACAAGUUGACGUGGGACAACAUGAGAGCAAAAAAAGGAAGAGGAAUGUGCAGCAAGAUGAAAGUGAGAAUGAACUGGCUAGUAUCGCUGUCUCCCAGAGUGCCGCCUUAAUGGCCAACAACAUCAUUCAGACCAAAAUCAUGGCUCAAAGCGGACUCUUGGAGGACUUUGUCCUUCGCCCUCGCAGGAUCGUCAAGGGCCGCGACGAAUUCCGCAAGAACGCUUACUCUCAUUUUGGGACUGCACCUCCCCCCGGAGGAGAUUAUACGGCCAUCGAUGGCCUUGAUGCAACGCAAAUCUGGCUCUCCCUCUCUAACGACCAGGUUGAAGAGAUUAUCGAAGAAUACCGGUGUAUGAAGUACAGACGGCUUUGUGAGGCAGAAUACGCCUUUUUUGCAACGGAAACAUUCCUCCGAAGACAAAGACGGUUUCUUCAAACUCCUACAGACAGGAAGUGGCGUGCUGAGAGGAUGAUCCAAUUAUUUGCUCCGCCCACAGAGUGGUCCUAUUGGAUAGCCCCGCCAUCCUUUGAAAAAUGUCCCGAGUUCAAAUUCGACUUACGUCCAGACUGUUGCUACUGGCUCUCCCUCGCUGGGUUCAAUUCUGUAUAUCGAAGUGAAUUGAGGGAUGCAGUGUACAUCCAAGAUGAAGAUUGGAUUACGUGCCCGUACUUCACCAUUGAGUUUAAGAAGCACGGCCAAUCGAUUGAACAGGCUACACGGCAGGCCUGCGCCGCCGCAUCUAUUCCGCUCUAUAAUCGCUACCGGCUCAAACAGGAGGCACUUGAGGUUGAAACAAAGGAGUGGACAGAUUCGGACAGAGCAGAGAUGAAGCAUUACAUCUUAACCUUCGUUGGAACCCAGUACGACAUUUGGGUACUUCGUGCUCGCUUUUCUGAGGAUUCCAGUACUUGGGAUGGAUGCUCCAUGGUGAACAUCUGUAAGUCGUCGUGCACGUCGAGUGUUGGGGUACGGAGGCUGGAGAGCUGGAUCAACGAGAUUCACCGGUGGGGUUUGUCGCGACAUGCGGCUGGUUGUCAGACUGAUGCGAAGACGAUUCUCAAUGACAACGAAAUCGAUACCUCUAUGAUAGAUUGA
This is a messenger RNA of Rhinocladiella mackenziei CBS 650.93, 1290 nucleotides long. RefSeq lists its product as uncharacterized. NCBI's taxonomy places the organism in Eukaryota, Fungi, Ascomycota, Eurotiomycetes, Chaetothyriales, Herpotrichiellaceae. Bases 1 to 1290 code for a protein of 429 amino acids. The transcript has a single exon. The record is from RefSeq and is a predicted model, not a curated record.